Molecule: messenger RNA, 2447 nt
Organism: Musa acuminata AAA Group (dessert banana)
Lineage: Eukaryota; Viridiplantae; Streptophyta; Magnoliopsida; Zingiberales; Musaceae
Product: factor of DNA methylation 5-like
Exons: 7
Coding region: 392-2284 (630 amino acids)
Biological process (GO): gene silencing by siRNA-directed DNA methylation
Source: RefSeq, a predicted model, not a curated record
UGGAUACCUCACGUGCAAAGCACGUACUUCAUUCCCCGAGCGCCUGCUAUCCUUAGAGCAACCAUCACUUACCCUUCUUUGCCUUCCCCGGGGCAACAUUUUCGUAUUUUGAGAAUGCUGAUCGGGACGGAACGGAACGGCAUGCGUCUCUCUUCCCGUUCCGUUUAAUCCCCAAAACGAUGUUUAUAUCCUGAAUGCUUGAUUCAGUUUAGUUUCCCGAAGGAUCUCUCUCCGGUUCUCCCUUUUCUCCGUCCUCCCCCCACGAUCCUGUCCUUUGGUUAGAGCCGGUGAUCACCUACCUCUUCUUCUUGAUUUCAACUAAUUUCCGAGAUGUUUGAUGCUUAGGGCUGCGCGUUUCGGUCGUUCAUCUCUUCUCUAAUUCCUUCAGCAGAUGGAUCCGAGUUCAGAAGAAUCUGAUAUCAGUGACUCUGACGUUCCAGAGUAUGAGGAGAAAAUUUACCUUCGGCUUAAAGCAGGACAGUUUAUAGUGAGAAACACAGACAAAACAUGCAGAUGUCCCUUUUGUGCUGGGAAAAAGAAGCAGGACUACAACUACAAGGAUUUGCUUCAGCAUGCAACUGGCAUCGGUGCAUCCAACAGGAAGGGAAAAGUGAAGGCAACACAUCGUGCCUUGGCAAAAUAUUUGAACAAUGACAUCACUGACACUACAUGUUCAUCAGAGCAGCUGGUAGUUUUCCAGCCUAAGCCUUCUAAAAGCACAUCAGAAGAUCAGUUUGUUUGGCCCUGGAUGGGUGUUGUAGUUAAUGUUCCAACUGAAUUUAAGAAUGGACAAUAUGUAGGUGAGAGUGGAAACAGACUGAAGGAGCAGCUUUCCAGAUUUCACCCAUUAAAAGUUCAUCCGUUAUGGAACCAUAGAGGACACACAGGAAUUGCUAUCAUGGAUUUCACCAAAGAUUGGACUGGUUUUAAAGAUGCAAUGGCUUUUGAAAAUAAUUUUGAAGCGGAGCAUUAUGGAAAGAGGAACUGGUUAGAAAAAAAACAACGAGGUUCUGAUAUUUAUGGUUGGGUGGCAAGAGCAGAUGAUUACAAUUCUGCUGGUCCUGUUGGUGAUUAUUUACGAAAAAAUGGUGAUCUGAAAUCUGUUGCUGAUCUUGCAACAGAAGAAUCCCGCAAAACAGAUCGGCUUGUGGCAAAUUUAGCAAGCCAGAUUGAAGUGAAAAACAAGCAUUUACAGGAGUUAGAGUGUAAAUACAAUGAAACUACAAUAUCGCUAGAUAAAAUGAUGGAAGAGAGAGAUUCCUUGCUCCAAGCUUAUAAUGAAGAAAUUCGAAAAAUGCAGCACCUUGCUCGUGAUCAUUCACGUAAGAUACUUACUGAGAACGAAAAGCUAAGGUCGGAGUUGGAUUCCAAGCGACAAGAGCUUGAAAUGAGGCGCAAUCAACUUGAUAAGCUGGUUGCUCAAAAUGAUGUUGACAAAAGGAAGCUUGACGAUGAGAGACAAAAGAAUGCCAUGAAGAAUAAUUCACUUCAGUUGGCAACUAUGGAACAGAAGAAAGCUGAUGAAAAUGUGUUGAAGCUUCUUGAAGAUCACAAGAGGGAAAAGGAGGCUGCUCUCAAGAAAAUACUUAAACUGGAAAAACAGCUGGAUCAAAAGCAGAAGCUAGAACUGGAAAUACAACAGUUGAAAGGGCAGUUGCAGAUUAUGAAGCAUAUGGAAGGAGACGAAGAUGCAACGGUGAAGAAAAAAAUUGAUGAGAUGAGCGAGCAGCUUAAAGAAAAAAUUGAAGAAAUGGACGAUUUGGAGGCUUUGAAUCAGACUUUGGUUGUUAAAGAACGAAUGAGCAAUGACGAGCUACAAGAAGCUCGUAAAGCGCUAAUACAAGGUCUGGGAGAUUUGCUGGGUAGUCGAUCUUUAAUUGCCAUCAAGAGGAUGGGUGAACUUGAUGAUGGACCGUUUCUUCCUGCAUGCAAGCAGAGGUUCUCAAAAGAUGAAGCAGAAAUCAAAGCUGCAGAGUAUUGCUCUCACUGGCAACAUGAACUGAAGAAACCUGAAUGGCAUCCCUUCAAAAUUGUUGACACAGAUGGAAAGCCUCAGGAAUUUAUAAAGGAGGAUGAUGAAAAAUUACGAGCUUUAAAGGAGGAAUUGGGUGAUGCAGUCUACAAAGCUGUAACUACAGCCCUACUCGAGAUGAACGAGUACAAUCCAAGUGGUAGAUAUCCCAUCCCAGAACUCUGGAACUCAAAAGCAGAACGGAAAGCAACACUUACAGAAGUGAUAAAUUACAUCUUGAAGCAAUGGAAGACCUAUAAGCGGAAACGAUGAGAAGUACAUUUAUUUAAGUUCCACUACUUGGACGAAGAUAAAUGUUGGCAAAUUGUGCUAACUAGACUCUUGUGGCAUUUUAUAUGGAUUCGGAUAGUACGAUUAUUGGCUUGUAGAGAAGUAUGGACCAUUUCCUCUUCAAUCACUUUUUCAAAUUGCUUUA